Molecule: messenger RNA, 984 nt
Organism: Rotaria sp. Silwood1
Lineage: Eukaryota; Metazoa; Rotifera; Eurotatoria; Philodinida; Philodinidae
Source: the annotation of a GenBank genome assembly
AUGAAAAUCUUAUUGUAUUUAAUAUCAUUUAUUCUCUGGUAUUAUAAAGGAUAUUGUAAACAACCAUAUUUUCCUCGUCAAGUUGUUUUUUCCAUUGGUAAUGAUACAACAAUAAUUGCAAUUGAUGAAAUAAAUCAACGUGCUUAUCAAUCAAUUAAAUAUAGUUUUGAUCCAACACCACAAAUAAGUUAUGCUUUGCAACAUUUUCCAUAUGCAAUUCCUGGUUCUCCUCAAUCAAAAUAUUAUGUACAGUUAGUAUUAGGUGAUACAUCAAUCACAUCUUGUGAAUAUACAACAUAUUGGAAAUAUGGUGGAUAUUAUUUGAAUGUAUUUCCAUCACAUUGGCUUAAUGGAAGUUCAUUUGAAAUAAAAAAUUAUCUUAAUUUUACUUAUAAAAUGAUACAUUCAAAUAAUUCUUCUUUAGAUGAAGAUUAUUGGUAUACAAGUGAAAAAUGUGAAAUUGAGGAUGGAAGUGAACCUCCAUGUCAAGAAAUUUUUUUCAAAAAAAAUACAGAAAUUCCUCUACGAUUAACUCAAGUUGUUUAUCGAGGAUUUAGAUUUAUACAAACAACAAUAAAUUAUAAUAUAAUAUCAAUUGGAAAACCAGAUGAUAAAUAUUUUAAUUCAAUUCCAAAAAAUUGGCCUACCACUUGUGAAGAUGUUGAUCUUGGUCUUUCAUAUUAUCCACAAUCUGCAACAAUUAAAUUAAAUAAAAGUGCAGAAUUUCAUGUUUCUCUUUCUACUCCACCACAUCGAAUUGUUGGAAAUGGUACUGUUCUUGUUCAAUGGAAUACAACUCAAUGUAUUGAUUGUUUUACAUUAUCACCAAAAGAAUUUACUUUUAAUAUUAAUAAUUUUCAAAAAAAUCAAAUAUUAACAAUAACUCGUAUUAAAAAUUCAUCUGGAUCAGUUAUUAUUCCCAUUUUAUAUGGUGAAGGUUAUGAAUUUAUUCCACCAGAAAGAUUUCAAAUUUAUAUUGAUUAA